Messenger RNA from Rhizophagus irregularis DAOM 181602=DAOM 197198, 548 nucleotides. RefSeq lists its product as uncharacterized. The record is from RefSeq and is a predicted model, not a curated record. NCBI's taxonomy places the organism in Eukaryota, Fungi, Glomeromycota, Glomeromycetes, Glomerales, Glomeraceae.
UAAAAAAAAUGAAAUUCAUUAUGAAAAUAUUCCCAACUUUCUUAUCAAUAGCUUUUAUAGCUUUCAUCAUAUUAAUUUCACCGGUUGUUACUUUCCAGACUGUUAAAUCUGUUAAUAAUGCUGAUCAAGAUGAUGAAAUUCUAAAAUCCAUUGGUAAAUGUGUUAUUGCAAAUGCUAUCACUAGUACUUUAUUAGAAAUUGGAUUUAUUUCGCAUACCAUAGUUUGCUUAGUUACUGAGUUUAUUGAGUUUCUUAUUUUCGGGGAAGGAGGAGAUUUUAUUUCGGGUGUUGUGAAAGAAAUUAUAUGUUCUAUACUAUUUGAACUUAUUGUACAUAGAUUGCUCGGAAUAAAUUUCGGAGCAUUUAGAGGGUUUAUAGUGCGAAUUAUCAGAAGAUUUCUGCACUAAAAAGUUAUCAAUUACAUCAAAUAUACUAAAAAUAUAUUCGAAAUAUUUACAUCGAAUUUUUUAUUUAUUUAAAUUUUUUAUAAAAAGGUAUUUAUAUACUUGAAUUAGCUUUUCUUUUCUUUUCUUUUCUUUUUCGUAUAA